Papilio machaon (common yellow swallowtail) is the source of this 745-nucleotide messenger RNA. RefSeq names its product lysozyme 2. Gene Ontology annotation, molecular function: lysozyme activity. The transcript has 4 exons. Lineage: Eukaryota; Metazoa; Arthropoda; Insecta; Lepidoptera; Papilionidae. The record is from RefSeq and is a predicted model, not a curated record. The coding region runs from base 227 to 673 and encodes 148 amino acids.
UAAGAUUAAUGCGUGAUCAGUAACAUAUUAAGACGGUCGUUUAUUGUUUGUCUCAUCUAUUUUUUACAUCCCACUUCUAAGAACAAUCUGAGAACUUCUUUAGUUUUUUUUUUUAUAUCAUACGAAGCUCCGGUACGUUCGUUACAUCACGUCUCAAAUGUAUACUAAAUUAAAAAAUUAAAUCCGGCAAAGACGUGCAGAUAGUGAAGUGUACAGCUUUGAAACAAUGGCGAUUAAUUUGUUGUGUGUGAUAUUUUUUUGUUUUAUUGUCUCAGUUACAGGUGUGCACAUAUCAAACCUGAACGACUCCUGUCUUCGUUGCUUGUGUCAUGUUGCCGGCUGUGACCUGGCACAUGGCUGUUCGCAAGGCUACUGCGGUCCUUUCUACAUAUCCCGCGUAUACUGGGUAGAUGCAGGCAAACCCACAUUGCCUGAAGAUAACCCUGAGAGGAAAGAAGCUUAUGAAGACUGUGCUCGAGAUUACUAUUGUUCGGCGAAAAUAGUCGAAAGCUACAUGGCGAGAUUUGGAAAGGAUUGCAACAAAGAUGGCGUGACGAACUGUUACGAUUACAUGAUGAUCAACCACCACGGUGGCGGCGCGUGCACCGAGCCCCUGCACCUCACCAGCCUGGGCCAACGGCGUUUGCAGCUGUACCAGGAAUGUCGGUUAUAACCAGCUUCCAGCAGUAACGAGUAUGACUUGCAGAUGAUCAGAAAUAUUGAAUAUUUCUUAGGUUUCAUAGUU